This is a messenger RNA of Drosophila takahashii, 1203 nucleotides long. Lineage: Eukaryota; Metazoa; Arthropoda; Insecta; Diptera; Drosophilidae. The record is from RefSeq and is a predicted model, not a curated record.
AUGAAAAUCACGCUCAAGAUCGCCGAGGAUGGCAAAUGGAUAGGGCUGAUGGUGACGAAGGAACUGGGCGAACGUCCAAAUGGUGGAGCUAUUUUCGUGCUGGUGUCCUGCAAGGAUGGAAUGGCACAGCUCCUGGAUGAAGAUUGUGUGGCCCCCCCUGCCCCGAGGAUACGUUAUGGAAAAGAUGCUCAGCCAGGAACCACUCCUUGGAUGGCACAAUUAAAAGUUAACAACACAUUUAUGUGCGGAGGAACGCUGAUUCAUCCAUGGUUUGUCCUGACAGCCGCGCAUUGUUUUGACGAAACUGAUCAUUUAUCCGUUAUAUUGGGGCAGUAUGAAACGUACUGUCAUCCGCCAAAUUGCACACAAAGCGAAGAAAUUAAUGUGAUUAAGGCAAUACAGCAUCCGGAAUAUAGCCGAGUUAGACAAAAGUCUGAUAUAGCUCUCUUAAAAUUGGAGAAGAAAGUGGACUACAAAACUAAUAUCCGAUCAAUCUGCAUUGUUAUGGAUGACGAGAUAAACCAUUUGUCAACUAAGGUUUUCAGGGCCUAUGGAUGGGGUCAAACGGAGAAAGCAUCUACAAGCAGAGUCCUUCAGACCAUCGCUCUUUUCCGAGUCGAUUCGAGAAUUUGUCGGGGGUCAGAUCCCGAAAAGGAAAUCUGCGCUCGCGCCAAUUUGGGUGACACCUGCUAUGGUGAUUCGGGUGGUCCAAUUGCGGCCAAUAUCACAUACCGGAGAGAACCGAUAACCACGCAGUUUGGAAUCACGAGCAGAGGUUCCAAACAUUGCAAUUCUUAUGCCUAUUACACGAAUGUUUAUGGCUUCAAAAAAUGGAUUAACGAUACUGUGCUGGCCAAAACUGAAAACAAGAACCAAUUGCUGGAUGACGACUGCAGCAACAUUUGGCGCACAUCUGGAUCUAUCCGGCAGCCGUGGAAAGUGCAUAUACUUCCUCGCUACUAUAAAGGCGCACUUAUAACAAACCGAUUCGUUGUUACUGUUGCCAAGGAUUUACCAGCGGAGGCCGAAAAAGUUAAAGUUCAAUCGCUCGGCGGUAGGAUCUUUUCCGUUGAAGCAGUAUACAAGCAUCCCGAUUUUAGAAGGUACCCGUUGAUCACAAAUAAUAUAGCUUUGAUCAAACUCAAUGAAGAUGUUCCGUAUUCUGGUAAGUAUUUUCUAUUGACCGAUGUUUUCUCGUCAUAA